GUCUACGUGGUGAAGUUUGGAACCACUAACCUGGUUGUACACUUAUCACCAUGGUUGGGACCCGUAGUGGAUUAGAGACUAGCCCCUAUAGUAAGGAGCAACAAGAAAAGAUGGUCGCCUUAGUCCAAGAGAACAAGGAGAGAAAAGAGCGUGAGAAGCAAGCGAAGCUAAAGGCUAUCGCAGACGAGCAGGCGACAAAGAUGAAGAGAUUGGAGGAGGAGAUGAAGAGAGUACAACAAGAGGAGGAAGAAAGAAGAAAAGCUGCUGAAGCAGAAGCGGCAACAGAAGAAGAGAAAGAGAGAAUGAGGAUUGAGAGUGGAGAAGGAAGCAGUGGUGGCACGAUGAAGAGGGAGACAAAUAUUGAAAUGGAGAAGAAGAUCAGCGAGUGGGUCACUAAUUUAUCGUUGGGUGAAGAGGAAGAGGCGGAGUCCUACGUGACUGAGGAUGAGAGGGCUGCGCUAGCCAGUGAGCUAGCAUCAAUGACAGAUCCGAUGGAAAGGCGAGAAAGGGAGGAGGAGCAGAAACUGGCAUGGAAGUUGAGGAUGAAGCGAGAGAAGAAGAGGAGGAGAGAGGAAGUGAGUAAAAUGACUGCAGAGGCAGCGAAGGUGCAAGCGUGCAGGCAAGAGGUGUUGGCCGAGCCAGAUGAUAAGGCCAAGUGGGACAAGGUACUGGGCUACCUAGAGGUGUUGAGCAAGGCCUGGAUGGAGGAGCGCCUGGCAAGUUGGAGCCAGGAUGUAGCGUUGAGUGCCAUGCGGUCCGGUUUCAGGGAUUUUGCGCGCAAGAUUGUCACCCAUAUUGGGGGCGAAGUCAAGCAAUUGAGAGACAAUGUAGGGAAGUUCUGUGAGGGCGCCAUUCAGGGUGCCAAAGCUGUAGCUGCUGUAGAGGGAGAGGCCAGACCCCCCGGUUGUGAAAACAACCUGGUUGCAUAUUCCAAAGUCACCCCUCUUUCCCAAUUCCUCAAGCUCCUCAAGGAGCGUUUCGCCGACCCAACGCGAGGCAUUAGAGCCUCUGAUAAGCUGCAAACGAUCCACUCACGGCAGUGGAGGAGUGCCAGGGCACUCAAGGGUACCAUGGACGACUUAGUGGCCGUCCCGGACCAUGGGGUUACUGAGACCCAGUUGGUCCAAUUGUUUUAUCGUGCCAUACCAGAGGCCCUGCGUGGGCAUUUCUUUGACAGGUCGUUGAGUAGGGAAGUCGUCCUGUAUGAGUCGAAGUCCAUGCCAGUUACCAUCUUCUGGCACAAGGACCUGGAGAAGGGGAAAGGGUGGAAAGGACGUACCAUCUCUGGCCAAGUCAAGGCCAAGGAUCAUAUGAUCCUUACCUUAGAGGAAGGUGGUACUGAUGAGGUCCCAUACAGUCAGAUAGAGUGGGGCCUCAAGGAUGAUGGCAGUAGUGUGGGGCAAGGGAGGUCCUAUGCUGCUGUCGCGGCUGGAGGGAAGCUGCAAGGUAGAGGAGGAGGCCAGGGCCAAAGGGGCCAGGCCAUGGGAGGCCGUGGGCCGGGCGCACAGGGGGUUGGCGGACAGGGAAACCGCCAAGCGGGAGUAUAUUUAGAUGAUAUUUUUGUUUUUAGUAAGACCCUCCAGGAGCAUCAGGGUCAUCUGAGGCAGGUCUUGGAGAAGCUUAGAGAGGCUAACUUCAAGAUCAACGCGAAGAAGUGCGAGUGGGCCAAGACGCAAGUCUUGUACUUGAGCCACGUAUUAAACGGAGAUGGCAUCAAGCCAGAGGACAGUAAGAUCGAGGCGAUUAGAGACUGGCCGACGCCCCGCACAUUAACUGAAUUGCGGUCGUUCCUAGGCUUAGCUAACUACUAUAGGAAGUUCGUGAGAAACUUCUCCACUAUCGCCGCUCCCUUGCGCCGAUUGCUGAAGAAAGAGGCAAUCUGGCAAUGGGACAAAGACUGUACGUCUGCGCUCAAGAAGCUAAAGCGCGCGUUAAUAGAGUAUCCUGUCCUCAAAGUUGCAGAUCCGUCUUUGCCAUUUGUCGUCACCACGGACGCGAGUCAGUAUGGGAUAGGCGCCGUGUUGCAGCAAGAUGACGACAAUGGCUAUAGACCCGUAGAGUUCAUAUCAGCGAGGAUGCCCUGUGAAAGGGUCGCUACCUCCACGUACGAGAGAGAACUCUACGCUCUCAGGCUGGAAGCACUACCUGCUUGGGAGGCACUUCAAAGUGUAUUCGGACCACGAAACGCUUAGAUGGUUAAAGACUCAGGCCAAGAUGACACCUAAGUUGACUAGGUGGGCCGCAGAGAUAGACCAAUUCGACUUUGAGCUCAAGCCAG
Chara braunii is the source of this 2278-nucleotide messenger RNA. NCBI's taxonomy places the organism in Eukaryota, Viridiplantae, Streptophyta, Charophyceae, Charales, Characeae. The record is from the annotation of a GenBank genome assembly.